Molecule: messenger RNA, 8220 nt
Organism: Pygocentrus nattereri (red-bellied piranha)
Lineage: Eukaryota; Metazoa; Chordata; Actinopteri; Characiformes; Serrasalmidae
Gene: fam171a2a
Product: family with sequence similarity 171 member A2a
Exons: 8
Coding region: 127-2646 (839 amino acids)
Source: RefSeq, a predicted model, not a curated record
CGAGGAGGAGCAGUGUGCUCGCUCUGGAAGGGAGUGGGCAUCCAGGCGCGGAGCUCUCCAUGCCAGCCCGAGCGGGACCAUGGCCCUAGGGCUGUUUCGGGACUCUGUGUGAGCUUGGCCGUGAGCAUGGCGCCCCGCUGCCCCUCGCUCUCCCUCCUGCUCCUGUUCUGCUGGCUCUGGAGGGCGCCGGCCAGAUCCGCACCCCAGCGCGGAGCACUCGAAGUGCUGAUUAAAGUCCAGGUCUUUGACAACAGUGACCUUUCACCUCUGAAGGAAGCUGCAGUUCAGGUGUAUGGAAAUCAGUCCACUUUGGCCUCGGGACUAGCAGGAGAGGAUGGCAUCGUGAAGGUUACCUUUAUGUAUCGCCCCGGGACCUGGGUCAUUGUCACAGCGUCCAAAUAUGGAUUUGUAACUAAUUCUGCCCCCUGGCACGCCAGUCGCAUCCCCUUGUAUGCCUCGGUGAGUCUGUACCUGCUCCCUCAGAGACCAGCCACCCUGCUGCUGUAUGAUGAUGUGGUGCAGCUCCUGCUGGGUUCUCCAGGCUCCAGAAGUCAGCCAUGGGUGCAGCUGCAGCGGAAAGCCAUUCGUCCAGCCCUCAACACCUCCCACAUCGCACUCUCCGCUAUGCUCACCUCCACCAGGAGUCAGUAUGAGCUUGGGGGCUUCCCUUAUCCCUUGGGCCUGGAGAUCAAUUCCACAAGUUCAAACAGCAGCUGGGUAGAGCUGUCUGCAGUCGCUGCAGUGUGUGCCAGACUCACUGGACCCAACGGUACUGAGGUCCAGGUAUCGGACCCCAUCCAUGUGUCUGUUCCGCUUCCCUCAGACUCACCCCUCAAGACUGCCACCAGCGUGCCUGUCUGGAGGUUCGAGGAUAGGGCAGGUCUAUGGGUCAGAAGCGGUGCUGGCUACAUUAAAAAAGAUGGUGCUCAGAUGACCUGGAGUUUUGUGGCACCACAUUUAGGCUAUUGGCUGGCAGCUUUCCCAUCGGCUGCAGUAUGUCAUUUUUAUGUUCCAGGAACAGGCCUGAACACUUCUGGCCUGAGGGACAUCACCACGUACCAUACCAUUUUCCUCCUGACCAUUUUGGGCUCCAUGGCCCUGCUGGUUCUAAUCCUGCUUUGCUUGCUGCUCUACUACUGCAGGAGGAGAUGCCUGAAACCCCGACAUCAUCAUCGUAAAAUGCAUAUCUCCUCCACUCUAGAGAGCUCCAAAAGAGACCAGGGUACGUCCACUUCCCAGCUGAAUCUCAUUAGCAGCGCGCACAUGGAGACAGCCUCCUCUACUGGAGAGCCGGAUGGUGUGAAAUCUGACCUGUCCUCCACCCGGGACCUGCACAGCUCACGGGAGGACUUCUUCAGACAUGGCUCUGGACACAAGUCAUACCACUCAAAGGGUAGCAUGAACAGCAAGCGUGGUGAGAGCUUCCCGCUGCAGGCCACCCGCUCCACCAACACUAACAAUCUGGACCUGCUCUUGCGAGAUGAUGUUGCCAGAGGCUACAGCCCAGCCGAAGAUUCUGAUGACCUCAGGCACAAUCACCAUCACCAUAAUGCCAAGGACAACCAAGGUUACACCUCUGAUCCUCCAUCUCCCCCACCUUUGUUGCCUCCAUUUGCUGGCCAUUACCACAGUCGGGACAGCAAGCCCCCAGAUUACUGUGCCUCCCAGGCUGCAGAUCACCUGAAUGUGAACACACAGCCUGGCCAGCUCAUCUUCUGCCACUCCAUGGAACAGAUGAAGGAGAGCAUGUACCACAGCGUGGUGCCCACAUUAGUCAUCCCGGCGCAUUACAUGCGCCUCUCUUCAGAUCUCUCAGCUGUGGAGCAGGCCAUGGAGAGGCAGCAGCAGCUUCAGCAUGACACAGAGGGAAUUCAGGUUAGCAUGACGCUUCCUCGCCAUCAGGGUCAGCAACAGCAGUCCACCAAGCCACAGAAGGAGGAGGACAAAGCUGACCAGCAGGGAGAGGGACCUGAAGAGCAGAAUGGGGCUUCAGACUCUUGUUCCACAGGUCCCGUCCACAUCCCUGUGCUGUUUGAUGACUCCACCAUGGCACAGGUUAAUGGGGAGUUGAAGGCACUUACGGAGAAGAAGCUGCUGGAGCUAGGUGUGAAACCGCAUCCCCUGGCAUGGUUUGUGUCCCUUGACGGUCGUUCAAACUCCCUCGUCCGCCACUCCUACAUUGAACUAGGCAAUGAGGCCUUGCGGGCUCCAGCCCAGGAGCACCGGGCGGAAACAUACCCAGGAAAUUCAGGCAGGUCUUCACAGAGGAAAAGUAAAGAGGAGAACAAGGGGAAAGAAGGAGGUGAGAGGAAGGCCCAUGGCAAGAUCUAUUCCAAGCUUCCUGUUAUUGACACUACAGAUCCUAGCAGCAGCAGCGAAAGCCACACAGCCACAUACUCACCAGAAGAUAGCUCAAUGGCACCUCUGCUGGACGAGGCCCCAGAAUGUUCCCGAGGAGGAACAUUUCCCCGCCGAGGGCGCAUUCGGGACAACAGUGCUUGCAGCAGUGCCGCCGAGGUCCACAGGGACUCGGUGACCAGCCCUGACGACGAUGAUAAUGAUGACAAGGAUGAUGAAGGAGAGAAUAAGAAGAGCCCUUGGCAGAAGCGUGAGGAGAGGCCACUCAUGGUGUUCAACGUCAAGUAGACAGUGAUACUUUGUAACACUCUUGACACUUUGUCUACACUUUUGCCCCUCUUAUGGUCACAGUAGGAACAAGAAUGCAAGAAAAACAGUCGAAAGCACAAAAAGACAUCGAGGACGACACUUACCCAAGGACAAGGUGGCUAAUGUCACUUUGCAUCAGGACAGGCAAAGUCUGGGUGUAGCAAUGAAAGGUAGUACCUGGCUAGUGGUUAAUGCUCACAUCUUCGCAGAUGUAAGCAGGAUGAUAAAUAACAUGGGAUGUUGACACCAUGCCACAGAACCAGAGGAUGCCGUAUUUUUUACAGUCUAGUUUAUUAUUUGACAUUUUUUAAUCUUUGCUGCAGUUAACUGUCAAUGUCACCCCUCUCAAGUGGUGUUCCUCCUCCCUCUAGUGACCCCUCCUACUCCACAGUAGGAAUGUCUUUGAGCCAUUUUAAACUGACUUUGGGAAGUAAUCCACAGGCCUUAAAGAAUACCACAACAGAGAAAGACAGCCUAAAAAGUGAGACACAAAACGGAGACUGAAUCAAGGAAAUUUGAAUGUUUUGUUUCUUUUUCCUGAAGCUGAGGGCUUUGUCCCAGGUUUGGUUUUAUAUAAUUAAUUAGUGCUGAAACACAGAGAUGUAUGUGUGUUUGAAUCAUAUCUUUCACAAAAGGGUGUGGCAUAGUCAAUGGAUUUAAUCUGCAUUUACUCAAAAAUAUGACACACUCAAAUAUUCAUAUAAAUUUUGCUCCUGGUAGAAGCUGCUCUUUGAACCUGAUCUGAGGUAUUGAAACGAUAGCACUUUUUUUCCUUUUUUGUAGCUAUAGUGACUGUUCUGCUGUGAGAUUUAACGGAUCAUUUGCAAAAUCCUAACAAGUCCUGCCACCGUUAUUUAUCGUUACUACAUCCAUUAAACUUUCAGUUCAAAUCACCUGGUAGAAUCUGUAACACUUGAGCUAAAAGACUAAAAGGUUCAGUAGUAAUAGGAAAAUUUUUGUAGUACACUAGAGAGUGCAUUUAUCAUAUUUUUCAAUUAAAAAUUGACAGGAUUUCACAAUAUUUGAGAACUCAAAAAAUAUACAUGUAGACCAAAUUAAAGUGAACAAAAAAAUUGUUUCUGGAAACCAUGUUUACAUUAAUCAAACCAGGCUAAUCAUACCGUCUCUCGACAUUACAGCAGUAGUUUUUCAAGCGUAAAAAGGAGAAGGUUUAAGCGAUAAAAGUUGUCCCUUCACAUUAGCUAAAGCUAACACUGGAGCUAGUCAGAGCAACAUAAGAUGUCUUUACACAGUGUCUUACAGCAAACUUUAAUGAAACAAUACAGAAUAUGACAUGUAUAUGUCCAUUAAUAUUGCAUGUUUAUACAGUAUUUUAAUCACAAAUGUGAGAUCUCUACAGUCCUGCUUAAUCUGACUAAUGUAUCCUGCUAGAUAUCAUAGUAAAUGUGUAUUUUUAGCAAUUACACUAACAAAAAAGAUUAAAAGUUAGCCUACCUGGCAGUCUGUGUAAGUCUAUAUGUUACUAGUUUUCACCCUGAGCUUCAGGAAUGAAAUAAAAACAUAUCUUCCAGAUGAUCAGGAUAAUGAUCAGGCGAAAUAUUUCCUCAGUAACACUUUUCCACCAUUUCUUAGACUAAUAAUUCAAAGUAAUGUACUGUAACCACCAGUUUGUUUUGAAGAGCUUUUCUUUCGCUUGAUGUAGGAAAUGUUUAGGGACAAAUGGGAUUGGCUGAGAGAUGUAUCAAUCAUAAUUGUGCGGUCAGUUUUUGUGACAUGCAGAUUUUGUUCAGAUUACUGUAAUUCUAACUAUGUCUAACAUUAACCACUUCAGUUACACUUAUUUUCUGCCAAUUAUUGUAUUGUGUAAAUCUAGGUAAAGUGAGCUAAUUUUGGCAGGUAUUAAGUUAUCAAUUGGACAGUGUAAUUUCAGUUGAUAAGUCUAGAUCUUGGGUCACUAAUAUUAUCAUCAAAUUGCAGAUGAGCAUAAGCAGGUUUACUCCUGAUUUUAUAUGUUUAAUCAGUUGGUCUCAGUCUUAAAGCACAUACCAUGGUACAUGAGACGUGCUCCUGCAUUGCUGGAAUAUAAACCUGCAGCCGCGUCAUCCCUUUGCAGAUAUGAUUGGUGACCACUGGUCUGGACCACUGCAGCAUAAAUGAUUGUGAAAUACAAAUAUAUGGAACAUUACCACCGUCUUCUAAAUGGCACAGUAACGUCCGAUAAAAUACAACUUCCCUUUCUACAGAGACCUUCACAAGAUAUUAGCAUUUGUUUGAUGUUGUAUAUCCCAGCCAGCUGUAAUGUAAAGUUUUAAAGUAACAUUGCCUUAAAAGACAGUAAACAGACGACAGCCUAGCAAGUUAAUGCAUUGAAACAAUCAGCUCCAGACAGUCUGAUAACUUAUGGGAGGUUGGGAAAAAACAACAGUAUAAUGCUGUAUUAAGCCAGUACUUUAAUGUCUUGCCAUGGUAGUCUUGUUUUAAAGGUUUUACAUUAGAAUUCCCUACGUGGUAUAAUAGGAUUACUACUACUUUAUUAGUUUACUUGUUUGGCAUGUUAUACAGUAUUCUGUAAUCUAGCACUGUAUCCCACAGCAUCAAUCAGAGUUCAUAAUUUUAUAUAUUGUUUCUCUGUUCCGGUCUUCAGUGUUCUCUCACAAUCCAGUGUGCAUUAGGCAAACACAACAAACAGCCCUGUGGUGCCAACCAUUCCAGACUGCUAGCCUAGCCACUGAGAUACAGGCUAAUAAAUGCAACCAAGCUAUUACAUACAACCAAGUUAUUACCUCAGUCGUCAAACAAAAUUGUGAAGAAAACAGUGAUUUUAUCUUUAUUUGUCACAAAAAGGAUUUUCUACACUUUUAGCUAGAGAAACCAAACCAAACGGAGGUAAGGUAUUUAGAUAGCCUGGUAGCUAACUUGCUUAAAAUGAGCUUUUACCUUGUUGUCCUCAUCUGAUAGCUUCCUAACAGUACCAUUACCUAUCAGGUUUCCUUCUGCAUUCACCAGCUAACAAAAAACAAAAGUUUUUUGGGGGUUCACCCCAAAAAAAUCCAUCUUGAGGCAGUUAUAGUUUUUUCAGGUGUUCCUCCUACCUUCAACAUAUGUCAUCAGAAGAGGGUUUUUAAAGUCUUUAAACAGGAAAACCUUACUCUGGAGACCGCGCAGCUGAAGCAUGUUUACAACAGAUGUAGUGAUGGUAUUUUUUUCAUUUUGUCCAGAGUGUCCCUUUAAGAUCAGACUAAGAAGAGCAGCUUCUAUCUGGAUGUGUUUGUACUCCAAAUCUGCCCGGUAUAGAAUGUUCUGAGCCACCUUCUCACUCACUUGACAUAGCUGGAUAAGUGUUGAAAAGUGGAGGAGUGUUUUGACUGACCAGGCUGUGGUGGCCUGGCUCCUCUCGUUUCAGUUUUUCUGACCUUCGCUAGCUCUAACCUUUUGCUGCACUGUACGUCAGAAAUACUUGCAAUUCAGAAGUACUUUAUUUCCACGAGUCAGUGAAGUGAAACCCGGUUCUUUCCGACUCCCUUGACAGGUGAUGUGCAUUGUGCUUGGAAUGGUGAUGCAUGGAUGAAUUUACACUAGAGGAACUGUAUCGAGUAUUUUUUUAAAACAUGUUUAAGUAUUUCUCAGUGAAGCGCUCUUACUAAACUGUGUGAACCACUUAUUGUUAAUAACACUGUAGUAAACUUCUACUUUUGCUUUGGCCUCAUGUAUUUAUUUUGCCUCUUCAUGAUGAGUCACGUCUCGUCACAGCAUUGUUUUGUCUCUGUUUAAGAUAAGUCACGUCUGGUCAGCAUAUUUGUACAAAUGAUUGAAAUUUAUCUGUUCAAAUAGUCUUAAAAUAUCCCUCUUUGCACCCCUAAAGAAAUUCUAUAGCAUGCCAGAUUUAAAAAGGCAGUGCUAUUGUAACCUGUCUUAAGAUCCUUCCCAUGGCGUACUUUCUCUCACUCAAGCUUUCUUACUUACACUCUCGCACCUUCUCUCUCCUGCCUUCUUUCUCUCUCCAGUUUAUUCAUCACCUUUCAAGUGCCUUUUCAUGUCAAGCAUAGUCUUACUGAGCUCAAACUGUUCUGCUCAAAGUUGCCAGAAUGUUACUGACAAAAUGACAGUCUUGGGCAUAGGGCCAGUUUUCAUCAUACAGAUACAUUUUGUUUAGUCUAGGCUGUGUAAGACUGACCCACGCUGACUUACUGCUUAUCUGUUAUAUUUCUGACCUACUCUGAUCAAUAACUGCUGCAGUCGAUCAUAUUGCAUAACAGGAGCCCAUAUAUCAUUUGUUGUUUUCCUUUUGUUUAAGAAUUGCUCUCUGAUUUCUCACUUGCCUCAACAUGCUGUACUACUUUUUAUGGAAACACCCAGAAUAACUUGAUUUUGGGUUCGUUCCUGUGACACACUGGGAAAACUUGAUAAGUCCUCUGGUGUGAAAAGAUCUUGUGUGUAUGUGUUCAUGAGGCCUCCAGAACAUAGACAACAGUUUUUCACCAGUAAUAUAGUUAAUGCUUCAUAUGUAUUAUUAAUCUAUUAAAUGCCCUCUUCUCUAAUGCUCAUAUUUAGUGUCUCAGCAGAAGAAGAGCAGUCACUUGUUCUACGUUCAUUAAGCUCUGCUUUAGAUGGACACAUCCGUUCAGAGGUUUGGAAUCGCUUCUCAUAAUAAUUAUUCAAAAAUAACAUACAGUCUAGAUUAAAAUAUAAACUAGACACCUACAUAUUUACAGUUUUAUUGUUAUUCACAAUGUAAAGGAUUUUGGCAAUUACAAGAAGUUAUUACAUGGAAACUAUAGUAAAGGCUGAGUAAUUUUAAUACACUGUACUUAUCUGUUUAUUAUGAAUAGCUAUUUGAUUAGUGAGAUUUGGUCAGUGCUUAUCAAAUGUGGGACAUUCCGGAUAUGGAUUUUAUAAUAAGUUCAUUCUCGAUGCUUUAGAGCUUUCUCAACUAUUAUGGAAGCUCCUAUCAUCAAACAUUCUGUACAUUUUACAGCUUCCUACAAAAUAUUUCAAACCUGUAGAAUAUUAGAAUCAUGUAAGGACUAUUUUAUACAUGUACCUGCAACAAAAUAGGUUCUAGAUUAUUCAAAACAGUUCUAAAAGUUUGGAGAGCUUGUUUUCUUGUUCUUGCCAUGUUUAUUUUGUUUUUACAUGACAGACCUAGCAAAGUAGUUAUAGCAACUCACAAAAUGCAUUUCAAUGAAUUGUACCACAUGCUUCAUUUUCUCUUAUUUACACAUAAAAAUGAAUAAGGGUUUGUUGUUAUUGUUUUGAUUUGUUUUGUCAAACCUUUCUGUCCCCUCAAAGUAGCCCCUUAUCACCUUGUUGGAAAGGCUUUCCUUUGUUUGCACUAAAGUAACACUGAUUGAAUCACAUACUAACAUGCAUUGUCCUGAACUGGACUCUGCUCAUACUUUUUUCACUGUACUGGCCACUCUGUAUGUAUGAAAGUGCUGAAAUGAGACUAUUAAAGGUGAAGUUAAAGCUACAGAGUGAUGUGGCUCGGGGUGUGAAUCUGUGAAGGGAGAAUGGCAACGUUUUGUUAGAUUUAAGGAAACAUUCUUUGUCAUAGAGUAACUACGUUAUAAUAAAAUACAACAUUAAAACAUU